This is a messenger RNA of Psylliodes chrysocephalus, 399 nucleotides long. Lineage: Eukaryota; Metazoa; Arthropoda; Insecta; Coleoptera; Chrysomelidae. The record is from the annotation of a GenBank genome assembly.
AGGUCGUGGAGGUUCCGCGGGGGCCAAAUUCAGGAUAUCCCUUGCUCUGCCAGUUGGGGCCGUUAUUAACUGCGCAGAUAACACAGGAGCCAAAAACUUAUAUGUUAUUGCCGUACAAGGUAUCGGUGGACGACUGAAUCGUCUACCAGCAGCCGGUUCUGGGGACAUGAUCGUUGCCACAGUCAAAAAAGGUAAGCCAGAACUCAGAAAAAAGGUUAUGCCUGCGGUGGUUAUCAGGCAGAGGAAGCCUUUUAGAAGGAAGGAUGGUGUGUUCAUUUAUUUUGAAGACAAUGCAGGUGUUAUUGUAAACAAUAAGGGUGAAAUGAAGGGAUCUGCCAUUACCGGCCCAGUAGCAAAAGAAUGUGCAGAUUUGUGGCCCAGGAUUGCAUCAAAUGCCAG